CCUGCCUGGUGUGGGCGCGCAGGCGCGGUGUGCGCGUGGCCGCCUGGUGGGGAAGAUGGCGCCGCGCGGGGAGGAUGGAGCGCGAGCGGACACGGCGGGAUUCACAGUGAUUCCCGCGCUGCUCUCGGGGAGCGGCGGCGCCGCGCGGCAGCUGCUGGUGAAACCGCACCGGGCCCGAGAAGCGGCCGCCCGCCGGCCACAGGAGCGAACCCUGUUCGUGCUCAACCUGCCGCCCUACUGCACACAGGAGAGUGUGCACAGGCUUUUUUCACAGUGUGGCACUGUCAUCUCCGUGGAACUGCAGGAUAAGCCAGGCCCAGGACCCAAAUCCGAGGCAAAGAAAUCAAAGUUCUUCUCCAGGAAACCUGCGGAGGGUUACCGCGUGGGCUACGUCGUCUUCAAGAGCCCGGCCGACAUGAAAUCUGCCCUGAAACCCCAAACCCCCUGGAUCCUGUCUCCCAGCGAGCACCCGGUCACCACUGGCCUUCAGAAGUGGAUCCAGGACUAUCGCUGCAACAUCACAGACACCGAGGCUCUGCAGAAAGAAGUGGACGACUUCAUGAAGAAACACGACCAGCGUGUGGCAGCGAUGGAGGCUCGGGCCGGAGCGGAGGACGGGGUCCCGGACGAGGAGGGCUGGGUGAAGGUGACGAGGAAGGGGCGGCGCCCGGGGGUCCCGCGCACCGAGGCACGCAAUCUGCAGGCCGUGCAGCGCGAGAAACGCAAGCGGCAACAGCGGGAGCUGCUCAACUUCUACAGCUGGCAGCAGCAGGACGCCAAGCGAGAACAUAUCGCUCAGCUUCGGAAGAAGUUUGAAGAGGACAAACAGAAGAUUGCUCUGAUGAGGGCGGAGCGGAAAUUCAAGCCUUACUGAGGCCCAGCGGGGAGGGGUGGGGGCAGUGGGUGUCGGGGUGGGUUUGGGGAGGGGUGAGGCUGGGGUGGCAACUGCUCAGUGGUUGCAGAUUCAGUUUAUUUUCACACUAUUUAUUGGAUUUAGAAUAUUUCAUUUUCAUUCUUGGAAAUGUGUUCCAUACUCUCGAGAAAUUUGUAAAUAAACAGAUAACCUCUUGAA
Amblyraja radiata (thorny skate) is the source of this 1072-nucleotide messenger RNA. It is a transcript of the gene rrp7a, whose product is annotated as ribosomal RNA processing 7 homolog A. Gene Ontology annotation, biological process: ribosomal small subunit assembly; rRNA processing. The transcript is spliced from 7 exons. Gene Ontology annotation, cellular component: UTP-C complex; CURI complex. Gene Ontology annotation, molecular function: RNA binding. The coding region runs from base 56 to 874 and encodes 272 amino acids. Lineage: Eukaryota; Metazoa; Chordata; Chondrichthyes; Rajiformes; Rajidae. The record is from RefSeq and is a predicted model, not a curated record.